AUGGAACGAUCAAGAAUUCGUAUGGACCCAUAUCGAUCUUGGCACGAAAAAACUACGUUGGGCGGCCUUUCUAAAUUGUGUUCUCUCACGCUUCCUGAAGACGACAUCGUUAUCAUCGGGGACUUCAACCUACCAGGAUUUAAGUGGAUUCCCUCGCAAGGCAAUUUUUUGUUUGCCGAUCCAACCAGAUCUUCGUUUACGGUGCCUUCCAACACGAUUCUCGACUCUCUAAGCACGGCAACUCUCCGCGAGAUCAACAGCAUAGAGAAUGAAAAUGGUCGCAUGCUCGAUCUCUGCUUCAUCAGCGACGGACCCCAAUUGGCUACGAUUGAAGAGGCUCCUACGCCCUUGGUCAAGGUUGUUCCUCAUCGCCCUGCUCUGCUGCUUUCACUUGAUAUUCCUAGAGCUUUUGCCCACAUCGAAAAACCUGGUCAAUUCUUUCUCGACUUUAAGAACGCUGAUUUUGUCGCUGUUUCACAAACGCUCGAUGCUAUCGACUGGGAAUCUGAACUGGAAUCUUUCGAUCCGAACGCUGCAGCUAUGAAAUUUUCCCAUAUAAUCAAUUACAUCAUCGAUCGGCACGUACCGAAACGCUCAUCAGUUUCUAACCUACGAGCUCCUUGGGUAACGAAAGAACUGCGACAAAUGAAAACGCUCAAGAAUAAAGCUCUCCGUUAUUACACUAGGCACAAAACUCUCCGCGCUAAAAAUGAGUAUUGCAAACUCAACUCAGCUUAUAAAAAACUAUGCUCACGCUGCUACCAGAGCUACUUAAUUCGGAUACAGCGAGAUUUCAAAACAAAAACCAAAUCAUUUUGGCAGUACACCAAGGACCAGCGGAAAGAAUCCGGCCUACCGCCCUCCAUGUUUCUGGAUGAUAAUUUAGCGACUUCGGAACCUGAAAUCUGUGACCUCUUCGCUGACAAAUUCCGUAGUGUAUUUGACUCAAACUCAAUAUCCUCGGACCUCCCUCAUUUGAACACAUGGCUGAAUCAAAUUGUUGUAGACGACGAUAUUAUUUUGAAAGCGACCGCUAAGCUGAAACACAGCCUUUCCGCAGGACCAGAUGGCAUACCAGCUACCUUCUUGAAGCGAUAUAUAUCACAUAUGCUGAUACCUCUAAAAAUAAUCUUCCGAGUUUCACUCGAUCAGUCUACGUUCCCAUCCUUAUGGAAAGAGGCCUAUAUGUUUCCGGUGCACAAAAAAGGGGACAGACGAAAUGUGAACAACUAUCGUGGCAUUUCUGCCUUAUGUGCGAUAGCCAAAUUGUUCGAGCUGGUUGUUUUGGAACCCAUUUUUUCGUAUUGCAAGCCUUAUUUCUCAAAUGAACAACAUGGAUUUAUGCCCAAGCGCUCUACGACUACAAACCUGUUGACAUUCACGUCUACUGUGCAAGACAGUUUUGCCAUGGGAUCUCAAACCGACGUCAUCUACACUGAUCUGUCAGCUGAUUUCGACAAGGUGAACCAUUCCAUAGCCAUCGCCAAACUCGAUCGUAUUGGUAUCUGCGGGUCUCUACUGGAAUGGUUCCGCAGCUACCUGCCCAGGCGGGAAAUCGUAGUGAGCUUGUUCACAUUAUAUUUUCUCUGGAUUGUUUGUGGAGUGAACGAAAUCGCAAGUGAUCGUCAUCGGCAAUCAGUAAACGAAUGCGUUUACACUCAGUAA
Uranotaenia lowii is the source of this 1665-nucleotide messenger RNA. RefSeq lists its product as uncharacterized. Lineage: Eukaryota; Metazoa; Arthropoda; Insecta; Diptera; Culicidae. The transcript is spliced from 3 exons. The record is from RefSeq and is a predicted model, not a curated record. Bases 1 to 1665 code for a protein of 554 amino acids.